This is a messenger RNA of Neurospora tetrasperma FGSC 2508, 213 nucleotides long. RefSeq lists its product as uncharacterized. The record is from RefSeq and is a predicted model, not a curated record. NCBI's taxonomy places the organism in Eukaryota, Fungi, Ascomycota, Sordariomycetes, Sordariales, Sordariaceae. The transcript has 2 exons. Bases 1 to 213 code for a protein of 70 amino acids.
AUGCAGAGCCGUGAGGUGGCUCUUUGGGUUCUUUUUGUGAGGCUGCCGCUGCAGGCCGAAUUUGCUUGGACUUUUGCUAUUUGCGAGGCGCGCAACACGUGGCACCCGCCUCCAAUCAAGGUGAAACUGCUGAAGAGCCCUACGGAUGCCCAAAGUGAUUACUCGAUACCGUUGGUCAAUUGCGCCAACAGAUCCGACGCGAGGGAGACCUGA